Molecule: messenger RNA, 609 nt
Organism: Lathyrus oleraceus (garden pea)
Lineage: Eukaryota; Viridiplantae; Streptophyta; Magnoliopsida; Fabales; Fabaceae
Exons: 1
Coding region: 1-609 (202 amino acids)
Molecular function (GO): nucleic acid binding; RNA-DNA hybrid ribonuclease activity
Source: RefSeq, a predicted model, not a curated record
AUGAAAUUUGAUUUUCUUGAUGAAGAUGUUUUGUUUCUUAAUGAAUAUUACAACCAACCAGACCCAGAUGAAGGCCCAGAACCAGGAUCACGAUGGACGCUCGUGUUGGACGGUGCUUCAAAUUCUUUAGGAAACGGUGUGAGAGUUGUCAUUACUUCUCCCACGGGUUUUCACAUUCCUUUCACUACCAAAAUCUAUUUUGAUUGCACCAACAACAUGGCCAAAUAUGAAGCCUGCAUCUAUGGGAUUGAAGCUGCCAUUGAUUUAAGGAUCAAUCAUAUUGAGGUAUUUGGGGAUUCUGCCUUGGUCAUUAGCCAAGUUAAUGGAGAUUGGGAGACUCGUCAUCCGAAUUUAAUUCCAUACCAAGAACAUGUGAUGAAAUUAAUUCCAUACUUUGAAGAGAUCACAUUCAACCAUAUCCCAAGGGAAGAGAAUCAUUUAGCAGACGCGCUAGCUAUUCUAGCGUCAAUGUUCAAAGUCAAAUGGGAAAAUGAAGCCCAUUCGAUCAGCAUUAUGAGAUUGGAUGAGCCAACUUUUUGCUAUAAUAGUGACGAAGUUCAGGAUGAUAAGCCUUGGUUCUAUGACAUCAAGAGAUUCCUGGAGAAAUAA